Molecule: messenger RNA, 642 nt
Organism: Zychaea mexicana
Lineage: Eukaryota; Fungi; Mucoromycota; Mucoromycetes; Mucorales; Lichtheimiaceae
Exons: 2
Coding region: 1-642 (213 amino acids)
Source: RefSeq, a predicted model, not a curated record
AUGUAUGGUCACCUCACGCUAAAGUACAAACUCACUCAAAAAGACACACCUCGAGGCCAGAAAAAUCCUCCAAAUCACAAAGCGGGCAGACCAAAAAUGAAAGAAAACGCGGAUCCUCGUCAGUCUCUAUUGUCGUUCGGCAGACAAGGAGAACAUCAUAGGGAUACUUCAUCUAGCAGCACUGCGCCAGUCUCUCGCAAUGUCACAGAUAAGGAAACAGAAAGCUCUCUAUUCCUAGCCGUGUUUGAUACAGAUAGCCAUGAAGCCCAAGCUGCUUCAAGGGAGUACACCAGUACGGUGACGAGCGGUUAUAUUCAUCCAGCAAUUUCUUUGACAGAAAUGGCUUUAGCAUCUGCGCCUACUGAAGAUAUGGACGAAUUUGUGGAUGAGAUGGAAGACUCUGAAGACAGCAGUGAUGACGAAGGCAACUAUGAUGUAGUUGAAAAUAGCGAUCGCAAUGCAUAUAGCAAUCAAUCAAAAAAAGCCGAGAAGGUAAUGCACCAGACAAAGACUUCGAACAGCUGCAAGCUCGGGAUUGUAGCUCAAAAGUGCCCUGAAGAAUACAAAAGAGGAACGUUCUGGGUGCUGCCGCCUGAACCGUUCUUUGCUCUUAUCAAAAAGCUCGAGCCCGAGGCGCUGUAA